AUGCCACCCAAAGUGUCCCAAACGUCAGCCAAACGUCAGGGCAACGUGUUGGAUUUGCUUAAAAGACCCCAAACAUCUUACACCAUAGACUUGACAGAAGAAGAUGAUAAUAGCCAACAUCAACAGGUUAAGGACGAGAUAGACCAAGAUCACAACGUUGCCUCAGUAUUAUGUCCCAUUUGUGAAAUCACAUUAGAUACAAUGACCAUGGACGUUCGUGUUCGUCAUGUGGAAUCCUGUAUGUCUGUAAUAGCCAUAAGUGAACUCAGCCAAGUGACAUCAAUAAAGGCGGACAGUGAACUCACCCCAGUGACAUCAAUAAAGAUGGACAAUGAUGGUGGCAAAAAGAUACCGACUACUCCUAAGAAACCUAAAUUGGAUCGUGAACGGUAUGUCAACUCCAACGUAUCGGUAUUGACAGAAUCUAAAGUUAUCAAGGUUCCCUCAAAAGUGAUUCAACAGAAACCCCAUAAAAGACCGAUUCCCCAGUUGAAGAUUAUGACGUUCCCUAAACUGGACGACAACUCAGAGUCUUCGUCAUUCCAAGUAGCAGUGGACGCUUUCAGUUAUGCAAUUCAUGAGAACAUAGACAAAUACUUUCUAACCCAUUUCCAUGCUGAUCAUUACGGAGGUAUAUCAAGGAAUUGGUGUUUCCAACGGGUGUUUGAAGUAGAUGAAACCGACUUCUCUGACGACUCAAGGUUCAAAAAAAUCAUCUACUGUACUCCAAUUACUUCCAGACUAUUGUCACUCAAGUUUGGGAUCGAUUUAAAGUUUAUUCAAGUGUUGGAGUUGGAUACAAGGUACUUUGUACACUCAUAUGAAGAUUCUGCACUGGAAUGCCAUGUUUCUCCUAAUGGGAUUGAACCAGGACUAUACGUCACACCAUUAUCAGCAAACCAUUGUCCCGGGGCAGCCAUCUUCUUAAUGGAGUCUGUUUCUAUACUGGGUGACAUCUACAGGAUUUUACAUUGUGGUGAUUUCCGUGUAUCUAAAGAGAUGAUAGAACAUCCAGUGCUUAGACCCUACAGUAUUAACCAACGAGAGUUACGACUAGACAAGGUAUAUCUUGAUACUACGUAUUUGGAUCCCGACUACUCUUUCCCAAAGCAGGAGAAUGUUUGUAAGGCAGUGGCUGAUAUGUUUGAAGACCUUAUACUGAAUCAGAAUAUGUUCACGUAUUGGUUUGGAACGCAAACGCAGUCCAGAAUAACAGACUUUAUAGCUCUGAAGCUCAUUUCUCAGACGAAACUAAAGAAGAAGAAGUUUUUGAUAUUGGUAGGAACAUAUUUGAUAGGAAAGGAAAGGAUUGCCAUGGCUAUACUGAAGAGACUUAAAUGUCAAAUCUUUGUACUGUGCAUUAAUGGAAGAAGAGAAAAGUUGGAGAUUGUGAAGUCUUUUGAAGAUGAUUAUCUUUCUGAUAAUCUUACAAUGGACGAUAUUGGAUUGAAUGAUGGUCCUGAAGCUCAAGGCAUGGUUCAUUUGGUUCCAAUGAAAAUCGUUUCCAGUAUGGAAGAAAUGGCCAAUUAUUUUCAUCAUAAUAAGUACUUUGAGUAUUUUGAAAUGUGUGUGGGGUUGAAACCUUCAGGCUGGACUUUCAAAAACAUGUAUGUUAAGACUGAUACUCCCAUGGAUUUGGAGCAUAUCAUUACUUCAAUGGCACUGAGUCCUCCGUACACAUUUAUGGAGAACAUCUUACCACAAAUACCACCGCCUGUUGAGAAGAGCUCUAACAAGCGAAAACAACGAACAACAGAUCCUCAUUAUCGAAUAUACACUGUGCCAUAUAGUGAACAUUCUUCAUUUAGAGAGUUGUGUUAUUUUUGUACAUUUCUACAAAUAGGUGAGGUUAUUCCUACUGUAAACACAGAGAGCUCUUCUAGUCGAGAAAGAAUGCAAAGGGCAAUUGAUCUGUGGGAACUUAUACGAGAACUAAAGAAUGGAAAUGGAGGUGGUAGUAAUGGUAUUGAACCCUCACUAAUACAAUCAAUCAAGGACCUUUCUUUAAACAGUUUUUGA
Messenger RNA from Lizanozyma spartinae, 2019 nucleotides. Its product is annotated as DNA cross-link repair protein PSO2. Gene Ontology annotation, molecular function: damaged DNA binding; 5'-3' DNA exonuclease activity. Bases 1 to 2019 code for a protein of 672 amino acids. The transcript has a single exon. The record is from RefSeq and is a predicted model, not a curated record. Gene Ontology annotation, biological process: double-strand break repair via nonhomologous end joining; interstrand cross-link repair; protection from non-homologous end joining at telomere. NCBI's taxonomy places the organism in Eukaryota, Fungi, Ascomycota, Pichiomycetes, Serinales, Debaryomycetaceae.